Messenger RNA from Periconia digitata, 1035 nucleotides. The record is from the annotation of a GenBank genome assembly. Lineage: Eukaryota; Fungi; Ascomycota; Dothideomycetes; Pleosporales; Periconiaceae.
ACCCCGCCUAUGUUCCCAUGCAAUCCCGCCUCGGAGAAUACACAUGAUUACUCCCACCACGUCCUUCCGUCACCGCGUCAUGUGGUGAAGCAAAGAGUAGGAGAGAAAACGAGGCGGAAAAGAAACAAGGACGAUUCUCUGUACGAGUAUCCCAAAACACGAAACCUCGAGAAACCAGGACGCUGCACAACAGCACGGCUCUUGUUUCCUUUCUUUCCGAGGCAACGUCUUGGAUCGUGGUGGUGCAUCCAUAACACAGGAUGGAUACACACGCAUACACACAUCCUAUCUUCUGUUUCUUCACCCAUAGGACGAUAUACCACCCAAUCGCAUACUCGUAUCACGCUCUCGUCCACCUUUCACCUCUCUCCCUCCCCCAGUCCUUGCUCUGUCUUGCAUCUCGUCAGCAUAUUGUUGGGGCCGACCUGCCGUGGCCAGUUCCUCUCUUCAUUUGCCAUCCACUGAUUGAAUGACUGUGCGUCAUCAACAACCCAAUCUGUUCACCCCAUCCCUGUUCCCCAUCGCAAGAUUUUUCGUCUCAUCAGGCAUGUCACUAUCGAUGCCUACAAAAAGAAAAGGAAAAUGAGAGAGAGAGAGAGAGAGAGAAGAAAAAAAACAGGGCGCUCUUUCGGAGUACUCGCUCCCGUGGCUAGGAUCAUUUACGAUCAAUUGUACCGAGGAUAUCCUUUUCUCUCUCGCUCUCUCCCGUGAAUAUCAUCUCGUAUCCGUCCAUGGACAGAGACCCCACCCGCUACAUUGUAACAUGGGUAUCUCCAGACCCAGCGAAGCUUUUUCCGAUGCCCCCCUCCUCCCCUCCCCCCUCAUCCGGCUCAACAGGCGUCAUAUCAGGAAAAAAGGUCAGGGCUCGUAUUCGUAUGCGUGUGAGCGAGAAUUGUGUAUGGGUGUGUGUCUAUGUUCGUGUUCGAGUGUGUAUGUAUGUGUGUGUCUUGCAUACAUUCACAACUUUGCUUCGUACAGCGGUGGCGUUACGCUGGCACCAACCAAUAUCCCCCAUCCCAUCCCAUCAUCAUCAAU